This is a messenger RNA of Alosa sapidissima (American shad), 1977 nucleotides long. It is a transcript of the gene c11h11orf16, whose product is annotated as chromosome 11 C11orf16 homolog. The transcript is spliced from 8 exons. NCBI's taxonomy places the organism in Eukaryota, Metazoa, Chordata, Actinopteri, Clupeiformes, Clupeidae. The record is from RefSeq and is a predicted model, not a curated record. The coding region runs from base 126 to 1958 and encodes 610 amino acids.
UCUUGCCAUGACAACCAGCACAAACAGAAGGACAGCUUCCCCCCAGCCAGCUGUCAGCAGGGAUCGACUGGAAUGUUUCAGAAAAAUCUCAAAGGAGAUGUGAUGAGAUAUGGUCCAUAGCAACAAUGUUUGUUAAAUCCCAGUCAAGCAAAGCUAACAUCAUUCCUGUACUAAUGGGAAGCAGACAGAAGAAUAUCGCUUUCAUAGUGGAUUCCUCAGAGACUAUGAAUGCAAUGCUAGGGCCACUGAAAGACUUGCUCAUCCAGACUUUGCUAGCAAAGGCAUCACUCCAAGAUUCACUUUUCAACAUUAUCAGCUGCUCCUACAAGGUAACAAAAUGGAGGAGUCUCUCUGUUGCUUGCGCUCCUGAUACUGUGUUUGAGGCUCUUGGAUGGAUCCACUCCCUCAACACAUCUCCAGGCAGCGACCUUCUGACCGCUCUUGAGGCGGCGUUCUCGGAGCCCCACUGCCAGGCUGUCCACUUGUUGACCAGUACUUUGCCUGAUCACCCAGAAAGUUUCCUGAGAAGCCUGCACACCAUGAUACUACGCCCAGUUCACGUGUUCUUCCUGUCCCGGAACAGUCAGCUGGAUGAUAGAACUUUGGACUUCAUGCAGUGUUUCACUUCUGCCACUGGAGGGAGCUGCCAUCUUCUCUUGCUGGGCUUGAAUGGCUCCAUAGACAAGGUGUCGACAUUGUAUGCUGUCAACGGUGCCACAACCGAUAUCAGGGGGUCUGCGGAAGGUUGCUGUGGUUUGGGGAGACCUUUGGCAACAGUCAUGAAUUCUGUGCCAUGCUCAGCUCAUAUGAUUCGGCAGGGAAAUCCCUUGGGUCCCAUAAUAACUUGCGGGUCAGAGAAUAUUACAGGGUGCGCCCAGUUUUACACUGGUUGCCGUGUCCUGGCCAGGAGGGAGACAGAUGGACUAUACUAUCUGGGAACCAUAAAAGAACAAAUCCUGAACCAGAGGGGAAUAUUCCUGGUGGAGUUUGACAAUCAGAACCCCAAGGACCCCCCUGACUCAACUGCAGCGUGUCAGUUGGUAUGUCCACCUGACCUGGUGCACCACACCCGUGCCCAUGCCCACGGCCUGGUGCCAGGGGACACUGUUCUGGCUCCGUGGGGCCCACAGCUGUGGAGGUAUGGCCCUGGAAGAGUCUUGGCAGGUGCCGAACCCAGGGACCCCGUCAGAGUCGUCAUGGGGAGCGCUCUCAGGGUUAUCUUCUGGAAUGGAGUCGAGGCGACUGUCCCUCCUGAGCUGGCUGUGUGGAUCCCAGCCUCCCAGCACGAGCACAUUGUGAGGGAGCUCCAGCAGCUGCUGCCGACCCAGUGCCUCCACACCACAACCACUUACAGCUGUCCUCCUGCUCUGAGGCCAUGCUGCGUCUGCUCCACGAGCUGCUGCCACGCGCCAUGCCUGUGCCAACGCCACUACUCAGCGAUGCCACUUCGGUCCCUCUGUCUGCCAACAACUCGCCACCUCCACACACACGAGGAGAGGAGUCAGAGGGAGCAACUCGAGAGAAAGGUUGACCUUCAGCUGCAGGACCUCCAGACUAGUCGGCCAACCCCCACCAGAACGCCGUUAUUAUCGCCCUACUCUAGUGGCGAGGAUUACAAAGACGAGGAAGGAGACGGAAGGUAUGAAUCCCCAGCGCUGGAGAUGGUGAGCCAGGCGGUGAACACGGACCUGUCCUUCCUGGGGAGAACCAGGGAAGAGCCCCAGGGCAAACCCAGCUGGAAGUACUGGAGAAGGAGUCCUGCUGAACCUAAUCACAAGAAACCCGGGAAACAUCUGGGAAACAUCUGGCCUGUAAACAUCACUUCACCUGAGCUUCAGAUGAGCCGGCGUGUAAAUCAGAGCUCUGUUUUUAAGAAGAUCCCUGGGUCAGCAGGGAGAAAGGCCACCAUUCAGGAGAUAUUUAGCUUUACUGAACCUAAACUGCAUCAGACAUGUUAAAAGCCGAAAAAACUACGAA